Messenger RNA from Bombina bombina (fire-bellied toad), 1505 nucleotides. It is a transcript of the gene SH2D4B, whose product is annotated as SH2 domain containing 4B. The transcript has 8 exons. Gene Ontology annotation, cellular component: cytoplasm. Lineage: Eukaryota; Metazoa; Chordata; Amphibia; Anura; Bombinatoridae. The record is from RefSeq and is a predicted model, not a curated record. Bases 129 to 1418 code for a protein of 429 amino acids.
UUGAAGUUCUAAGCAUGUACUUUCUAAUCAGCUGAUCUUAAGAAAAGAAAAAUGAGUCUAGCUCAGUCUUGUUGGAGGUAGGAGUUUUUUCUUAUUAUUAAGAAGACAGAAGAUAUAUUUGAAACAUCAUGUUGCAGCAAAUUUUGCGGGACAUGUACAUUGACCCGGAUCUUUUGGCUGAACUGAAUGAGGAACAGAAACAGAUUCUCUUCUACAAGAUGAGGGAAGAGCAAAUCAGGCGUUGGACCCAAUGGGAUGCAAAUCUAAAUAAAGAGGAGUCCAAGAUGAGAAUUAAAGCCAAGUUCCAGCACAAUAACUCCAAGCACAUUCAAUGGCUCAGUGAUUCUGAUGGAGAUGUGUGGGUGUGGAUUAUGGGAGAAGGCAAAGGUGAUAAGAGCUAUGAGCAAAUAUCCGAGGAACUCAUGGCAGAAAAAGCAAGGCAACAAGCGCAGAAGGAGGCUGAGGAACAAUGGAAGCAGAAAGAAGCAGAAAUUGAAAAGAAGUUCCGUGAUGUUAUGGCGAAAGAAAAAGCCAGGAUAGUGGCUGAGAAAUGGAAGGAGGAAAUUGAAGACCGUAAAGCUGCAAAAUUAAUGGAAAAAAAGUUUCAAGAAGAAUUAAAGAAAAUAGAAGAAGAGGAGAGGAGGAGGGGUGAAGAGCAAAUUCGCCAGCGUGAAGAGAUACGAGCAAAGGAGCUGUACCUCAGCCUUAAAAUAGCUCAGCAACAUAGCCAACCCAACGAGAACGAAGACGUAGAAUGGCAAAAACAAUUGUGCAAAUCAAAGGCUGCAGACGAAGAGAGAAAGUGCAAGGCACGCCGUGCGCGAGCUGAAUAUCACCGUUUAUCACUUAGGGCCAUUCAGAAGGGAAAGGUGGCUGGACUGAGUAACUUGUUUCAGAUCAGCAGUCUAAACAUCAGAAAUGAAAGCAGCCAGGAAAACACCAAGAUAUCUCCAAAUGUCAAAAGCAAGGUGCCAAUUGUAAAAUUAUGGGAGCGUCCUCCUCGACCAACUUCAAAAGAUGUAAUUGUCCGGUGGUUUAAAGAAGAACAGAUUCCACGAAGGGCUGGUCUGGAGAAGACCACAGGAAUGGUUGCACCUUGGUUCCAUGGAAUUAUAAGCCGUGAGGCUGCAGAAGAGUUGCUCAUGAACAAGCCUGAGGGUUCCUUCCUGGUGAGGGUUAGCGAGAAGAUCUGGGGGUACGCCCUCUCUUACCGUCAGCAGACAGGAUUUAAGCAUUUUCUGGUAGAUGCAUCAGGAGACUUUUACAGCUUUCUUGGGGUAGACCCCAAUAAACAUGCAACACUUACAGACCUCAUUGACUUUCAUAAGGAAGAGGUUAUUACAAGCUCUGGUGCAGAACUGUUAGUGGAACCAUGCGGACAAGUUAUAAAUCCACCUGAUUACAUCAUAUUAUUUUGAUGACUUUCUCAAGAUCUGCUACUGAACUGAAACAUCCAAAAUGUAGGAGUCAAUGGCCAGAGCUCUGUGUGGAUUUAAACAUCAAAA